Molecule: messenger RNA, 2195 nt
Organism: Larimichthys crocea (large yellow croaker)
Lineage: Eukaryota; Metazoa; Chordata; Actinopteri; Sciaenidae
Product: microtubule organizer protein 1-like
Exons: 2
Coding region: 299-1816 (505 amino acids)
Source: RefSeq, a predicted model, not a curated record
GUAUACCUCUUCCCGUCAUGGCACUCUGUCGCGCUUGACGGACCUAGCAACAGUAACUAAGGGGGGCGGGGCUUGGCAAAAGGUCAAUUGAUCACAUAACAUGGCAACAGUAACUAAAAAGGAAAAAUGGGCGGGGCCACAGGAAUUUGUGUUUUGAUCACAUGAAAGCCACGGAAUUUAUGACAUCAUCAAGUCCCUGUAAGUAAGAGUGAGUGUUUAAAUUCAUCUCAUUACUUCACUGAAGACCUUCCUACACGUGAUAUAUAUCAUUGUGAGACGGACGAUACAGCGAUACACCAUGUUUUCAAAACUGGCUUAUGCAGCUGCCACCCCCUACAACUGGAGUAGAUAUGCGAUUUCCAGUGUUCUUGGCAGGGACCAAAUGGAGGCCCUUGCUAGACAGUUGGAAGAGAUGAAAUCCCAACUCCAAAGAGCAGAGGAGAACGGAUCCUUUCAGGAAAGAAAAGUAAGAGAACUCUCUGGAAACCUGGAACAUGAGACCACUGAAAACAAAACUCUCUGGGAUCAGGUUCAAUAUUUAACCAAUGAACUUGGUAAAGAGAGGGAUGGCAGAAAGCGACACGUAGAUCUGUACCGACAAGAAAUUCUCAAGAAUCAGGAACUGAACACUCUGAAUAGGCAGCUUUUCCAGCAGGUACAAGACCUGCAGAGCAAGCAAGCAUGCAUGAUGUCUGUGGUAAAUGAAACCCAAACAGAACUUGAAACCCUCACCAGGGAAUACAAUAUCCUCUGCAGUUCAUACGAUGAACUCAAUCAGGAUCAUACUGAUUUACAGGAAAAAUAUGAAAUGGACAUCAUAAGGACUCUCUGUGGACAGGUUGAGCGUUUAAACAAGAAACUUGGUCGAGAGAAAGAACUCAAGAAACAGCUUCUCUGCCAAGUAGAAGAGAUGAAGGAAAAGAAUGACAUGGAUAUCAACACAGAAAAACAAAGGAUUGUCACCCUUGUGGAAAAACUUGAGAUGAUGGAAAAGGAAAUCGCCAGAAAGAUAUCAGAGCUGGAUCAUCUGAUAUAUGAGCAUCAGAAAACAGAGCAUGACACCAAUUUGUUGAAAGAACUGGUGUCUGAGAGAGACAUGGAGUUGGAACACCUGAAAAUUCUACUCCAUGAGCAGACCUCAAAAAAUAAUCAAGUUGUUGUUCAGCUCCAGACUGAAAAAGAUCUUAAUGGCAUCCUUCACGCAGAGCUGGAAACACUAAAGGACCAAAGGACCUUCAACUUCAGUGUUUCACAGAACCCUGAACCAGUGGAUCAGGGGUCCAGCUGUGAUUCACAGAAUCCUGAACUAGUGGAUGAAAGGUCCAGCUGUGAUUCACAGAACCCUGAACCAGUGGAUAAAGACCCUCUCUCCGUUUCUCAGGACACAGAGAAUGCUGUAGUGACAACAAGGAAGCCUUCUUUGUGGAAAAAAACUUGCCACUUUCUCUGUUUGCGAAAGAAAAAUAUGCAGAGAAAUGUGCACCAGCAUGCAGAGUUCCCCCGUGUUUCACAGGACCUGGAACCUCUACAAGAGUCUUCCUUCAGUGUUUCACAGGACUCAGUGGUUGAGUCUGGCUGUGUUACACAUAGCCCUGAACCAGUGGUUGAAGACUCUUCCACCACUUCUGAGGACACAGAUCUGAAUGCUAAGGCUGAAGGCUGUGACAAGAAUGCUGCAGUGACAAUGAGGAAGCCUUCUUUAUGGAAACAAACUCACCGCUUUCUCGGUUUGAGAAAGAAGAGAAGGAAAGAAAUGUGCAGCAGCAAGUCCCCCAGUGUUUCACAGGCCCAACAACUGAAGUACAGUGAGAAGUGAGAAGGCUGUCCUCCCCAUGUCUGUGUGGGUUUCCUCCGAGUGCUUCGGUCUCCCCAUACAGUUUAUGCAGAUAAUACAAAAAAAGAAAGAAAAAAUCAAAAAACAAAACAAAAAUAAAAAAUAAAAAACAAAAAAAGAAGUAUCCCUCUGUGUUUUUCAGAACCAAUAGUUAGUGGUAGACCAAAUCAUAAAAAAUUCAUAAAUAAAAAAACAGUUAAAUUGUUGCUUCACUAUUUGUAUCUUGUUGUAACCCACCCAAACGGAUGCACAUGCAUCUGUAGCUGUAAAUUAGAGGCAAAGACACAAUUCAAUGUGGAGAACAAAGUGAACAAUGAUUAACACAAUUCUGCACAGCUAUGUAACUUAUAUAUACAUCCUU